Messenger RNA from Anopheles bellator, 873 nucleotides. RefSeq names its product RNA-binding protein 45-like. The record is from RefSeq and is a predicted model, not a curated record. Bases 1 to 873 code for a protein of 290 amino acids. The transcript has 2 exons. Gene Ontology annotation, molecular function: RNA binding. NCBI's taxonomy places the organism in Eukaryota, Metazoa, Arthropoda, Insecta, Diptera, Culicidae.
AUGACCACCGAGCAGCCGCCGGCGAUGGACCUGAACUCGCCACCAUUCUCGCGGCUCUUCGUACUCUGCGGUAAGCAAAUUACGGUCGCGGCCCUCGAGGAGUUCUUCGCUCCGUACGGAACGGUGGAACAGUGCCACGUAGUGCACGACCAGUCCACCGGCCAGUCGAAGGGUAUCGGGUUCGUCAAGUUCCAGAAAACGUCCGAAGCGGCCCGGGCGCUCAAGGAAGCCGACGGCAAAACGAUCGAUCCCGAAACGAAACCCAUCAAGGUGGAGAUCGCCUCAAGUACGAUCGAGUCGAAACCUCUGGACUGUCUGCGGCUGAAGGUAAAGUGUUCGAUGGACCUGGACGCUGAAGCGGUGAAGACGGAGUUUAGCAAAAUAGCCGCCGUCAAUUGUGUACAGUUGGUUCCGGACAAAAAGUCUCCCGGUAACAACGUGGCCUAUCUUACGUUCGAAUCGUUCCUGGAUGCGGCCCUUGCCUACGAAACGGCCAAGCCGGACCAUAAGGCAAAGUUUGCAAAAAUCAAACCGCGCAAGGUGAGCCUCGAGACGCAGCCACCGGAAACGAAAGGCUUCUUCCGUCCCUUCACCAGACGCCGCUCGUCCGCGCUGAUGCCGCCCACCAAGUUGACCGUUCUGUGCAGCUCGACGCUGACCCAGAACCAAAUCUGGCGGCUGUUCGAUAUCAUCCCGGGACUGCUGAACUGUUCCGUGUCGCACGACGGCGGCUCGAUGGGAAUUGCCACCGUGACUUACAACAAUGCCCAGUCCGCCAAGUACGCCCGUGAAAAGCUGCACAAGUUCGAGUAUCCGAUCGGGGAGAAAAUUGUCGUCAAAGAUGCCACUUCCGUCGACGAAGGGAAGCAAUGA